AUGUACCAUAACCGGUCGUAUUGUUAUCUUACAACUUGUCAGCUUGGUUUCCAAUUACAAAAGCAAAUCGGUCCGAAACGUGCUAGACGUGGUUAUCGCAUACCGAAACAAGGAACCAUCCAAGCGACUCUAUUCAACCCCCAAGAGACAGUGGUGAAAGUGUUUGUCGUUGCUUAUGACAUGACGGAUAUGCCACCAUCAUCACAGACAUUCAUAAGGCAGAGGAUUUUCCUUGGGAGUGGUGAUGAAGAAGGAAAAACCGACAAGCAUCUCAUCAAUCUCAUUCAUUUUCGGCAAGUUUGA
Cylicostephanus goldi is the source of this 303-nucleotide messenger RNA. Lineage: Eukaryota; Metazoa; Nematoda; Chromadorea; Rhabditida; Strongylidae. The record is from the annotation of a GenBank genome assembly.